This is a messenger RNA of Heteronotia binoei (common prickly gecko), 859 nucleotides long. Its product is annotated as chymotrypsin-C-like. Gene Ontology annotation, biological process: proteolysis. The record is from RefSeq and is a predicted model, not a curated record. NCBI's taxonomy places the organism in Eukaryota, Metazoa, Chordata, Lepidosauria, Squamata, Gekkonidae. The transcript has 7 exons. Bases 64 to 858 code for a protein of 264 amino acids. Gene Ontology annotation, molecular function: serine-type endopeptidase activity.
CUGGUUUCCCCCUAUAAAUAUUCAGACUUUUCCCUGACUCUGCCUACAUAGAAAUCAGUCACCAUGUUCAAACUGGUCCUUGUUGGUUUAAUUCUGGCAUAUGCCCAUGGCUGUGGCAAGCCUGCAUACGUGCCAAAUAUCUCUCGAGUAGUUGGAGGUGAGGAUGCUAGACCCCACAGCUGGCCGUGGCAGGUCUCCCUCCAAUACAGCAAGAGUGGUACCUGGGCCCACACUUGUGGCGGCACCCUGAUUGACGCCAGCUGGGUCUUGACAGCUGCCCACUGCAUCAGCUCCAGUCGGACCUAUCGCGUCGUCCUGGGCAAGCAGAACCUUGAAGAAGAAGAGGCUGGUUCCGUGGCCGUAGCUGUGGAGAAAUUGAUCGUCCAUGAGAAAUGGAACUCCUUCCUGAUUGUGAAUGACAUUGCUCUUCUCAAGCUUGCCGAGCCUGUUGAAUUCAGCGACACGAUCCAGCCCUCUUGCCUGCCUGAUGCAGACACCUUGCUGGCUCAGGAUUACCCAUGCUACAUCACCGGAUGGGGACGCCUGUGGACAAACGGUCCCAUCUCAGACAACCUUCAACAGGGUCUGCUGCCCGUUGUAGACCACCAGACUUGCACCCAGCGUGACUGGUGGGGUUCUACAGUCCGGUCCACGAUGGUGUGUGCAGGAGGAGAUGGUGUCAUUUCAGGGUGCAAUGGGGAUUCUGGUGGUCCCUUGAACUGCCAAAGUGCCAACGCUUGGGAAGUUCAUGGUAUUGUCAGCUUUGGAUCUGGCCUGGGCUGCAACACUGCUAAGAAGCCGACCGUCUUCACCCGUGUGUCUGCUUACAUCCCUUGGAUAAACGAGGUGAGAGAUUAAU